AUGGAUAUCACUGUUCUAUACUGUGAUUCUAAAACCGUUCUCCAAGAAGUUGUCGCGGAAGCAAGAGCUGAGAUUAGAAAGCAAAGGCGGCAAACAUUUAGUGGUUUCGCAGUCAAAGAGGAGAUCACUUGUGGUGAUGCUCAAAACAGAUCCAGUACUUUACUGUCUCGAAAAUCAUUUUCUCCUGAAGACGCAAAUUCAAGCUCCCUUUCAGCUCACAAGAAAGGAGUCUUUAAAACUGUGACAUUUAAGGAUGUUGUAGAAACUCAUCAGCAACUACUUUGUGAGAGGAAAUCAAAGAGUAAAAAUGGGAUAGUCGUAGUUUCCCAUGAAACGUCCAAACAAAGAUCUGCACCAGUGGAAUCCUGCAAACCAGAUGACAAUGACAAUAAAAUAAUACAAAUUGGUGUAGGAAGCAAUAAUGUACUUGGCUAUGAAACAGAUAAUCAGUGGGUUGCAUUGUCCAGUGAUGAUAAUGCAUUGCAUGACAAUGCAGCACUGCCUGAAAACAGUAGAGUCGCAUCAGAGCACAAAGAUUUUUCCAAGAGCAAAGAUAACCAAGGCCACACUUUGAGAACUGCUGCUUGUUCUGGCCUAAACAAAGAUGUUGUACAAAUUCCUUUAGGGAAUAAUGAAAACAGUAAAUCAGUUAAAGAUAUUUCUUUUGCUAAUAAUGGAAAAGUUUCUGAAGUAGUUGAAUCUCUAAGUAUAGGAACUGUAACAGUUGUGAAUUCAGAGUCCAUUAACAAUGAAGUCAUACAGAAAUGUUUACCUAAAGUAGAAGCUUCUGGAAAAGCCACAGAGGCACCUGAAAAGAAAGAUACUUUUCACUUCUCCUCGGUUUGUGAAAGUGUCAAUUCAUCUCCAGAAAACAGGCACUGGAUGCAUCUGUUUGAAGAAGAAUUUCCAAGAAGAUCUCGAAGGCUGCAGUCCACUCCAAGCUUUGGAAAGCAAUCAGUUAUUUCUGAGGGUUGUAAUUAUAUACAAUCAAAGAACACAAAAUCAAACAGAUCAAAACACUGUAGACAAAGGAAAGUAACCACUUUGCAAAACAAAACUAAGACUGCAAAAUGCAGCGCAGAACAUACUUCAGUAACUUUGAAUGAUAAUUUACAUGAAUGUAUACCCAAAGAUUUUGUUUUCCCAAGACCUAACUUAGAUGAAGCAAAACCUGGUGGUCCUUUGGGAAUUGUUGUAGACUUUUCUUUGCCUGAUAAAGAGUUUGCGAAGUUGAAACUUGCCAAGAUCAAAGGUGCUUUGCCAGCUGAGAGGAUCAAUAGAGACGUAAAUGACAAAAUCACAGAAAAAGUGAAAGAACACGACACUGUGCUAAAGAGAGAGAAGGAUUUACCUGAGUUGAAUGAACAGGUACAAGAAAGCUGUGCUAACAAAUUGAUCAAUCCAUUAGAAGGUUGUUCAAUGCAGUUUGAUAGUACAAUUAAACCUGAUAAAGUGGAAACUGUCACUAUUCUAGACACCUCAGAAGGAAAGAACAUCAAUCAAGUGCCACAAUUCAUUUCCAAAUCAGGAAACUUAGAGAGUGAAAGAAAUUCAGAGGGCAGUGUAAAUCAGUUCUUGUCAAGUCCAAAACACAAAUGUGAUCUUCAGUUCAAACAUGGGCCAAUGAAAAAUAGUGAAGUUGACUUCUCUACAAGGGGAGCAUCACAAGAAAAUCCUAGGACAGUUGUACAGCCUUGUGUGCCUCAUCAGGUAGAUGAAAAUUCAGUCUGUGUAAGGAACAUUGUUGAUGAAACAAGCAGUGUUGCACACUCAGCUCAUGAUGGUGUUGAUGAAAAAACUGAUUUUGCUUUUGACAGCUGUGAUAAAAGCAAAAAAGAAGAUAAUAACAGAGCCUUAGACUUUAAUGGUGGUGCAUCUGAUAAAAAAUUUCUACUUCAAUACGGUCAUGCAGGACCAGAAUCAAGUAAAGAAAUUUCCACUGAUGUGCAGCCAAAUUGUGCUUCCAACUGUCCAGAAAAGUGUGGUCUGAAGGAAACCAGUGCUGGAAAAAUGUUGCUUGAAGCUAAUAUGGUCAUUCAUAAAAGCCGAGGAGUUUUACUUAGUUCUGAAGAACAAAUAUUAGGUUCAUCUUAUCCUGAACCUGGUGUUGGUGAACAAGCUACACCUCAUGGAAAAAUGACUGAGCCUGUAGAGAGCUCACAGAUAUCCUGCAUGACUCCACCUGAGGAUCAAUCAGAACUGACUCCCAUGCUGAUGAUGGCCUGCUUGCAGCAUCACAUGGAGGGUGAAAGCAAUGUUAUCAGGUCUGUUUCUCUGUCAUCUUAUGAGCCAGUAAGCGAGAAAGAUGAAACAGUAACAAAGAUGAAGAGAGAUGUAUUGGCAGUUUGUCUUGCUCAUUUAGUGGUUAUCUGGACAGUUGCACCAGGAUUACAAUGGACUGUACUUCACAAAUGGAGUCUUCCUUCUGGUGGUGGACAAGAGUUUGCAAGUGUUGAAAUUGUGCCAAUGAAUUCUCAUGUUGUCCUUCUGGUUGGAGGAAAUUUCUGUGGAAGCAAUGGAAGGAUUCUUGGUUAUUCAGAUGAGGGUGACUAUUCUUUGGAUUUAAACGGUGAUGAUGCCUUGAACAGCAACCAUUUAUUUUCAACAAUGUGCCUUUUGAAUGAUUUUUCGGGAAAGACAAACGUUGAAUUUGUGAUUGGAAACAGGACACCUCAUGGAACAGCUUUGACAAAGUGGACCCUGGAUAGUUUUGGCCUGGUAGUGGAACAGAAACAGUGUUUUACUCCAAUAGUCGCUGAAAGUGACUUGACAUCCAUUCAAACUGUCCUUGGUAGUCACUGCCUUCUUUUGGGAACCACAAAUGAUGAACUUUUUUUGUGGAAUCACAAGACAUGCCAGCAGUUACGAACUAUAAGUCUCCGUACUCAAGGUCUUGGUCAUUUGUUCUGUCUCAAAGCGUCCACUGAAAGGGGGCUCAUUUUUCUUAUGAUGGCCAAUCGAUCAGGAAAGGAAAUUCAAUGUGAAGAAAGAAAUUGUUCCUUUUUGUCACUUGCUUUGAAUCCAAAAACAUCCAAAAUGGUAUGCCUGGAGAGCAUUUUUCCAGUAGAGGGGUUCCACGCGAUAGGCACCAACGGUCAGUAUAUCGCCACAGGAUGUCAGGUCAUAGGUGAGGUGAACCUGUGGAACAUCACCAACAGUCGAAGGCUUGCUUCUAUGCAAGUGUUUCAAGAUAAAGUGAGCUGUAUCGGAUUUCAUGAAAGCCGGCCUGUUGUAGCCUUUGGUAGUGCUAGUGGCUGUGUUCAUUUGUUCUCUCUAUGUUGAAGACAGGUUUGCUACCCCUCUGAAAAUUUCGAAAAAACUGAAUGAAAUUGAACAAUAGAUUUGUCCAAGGAAGUUUUAUUGGGUAA
This is a messenger RNA of Stylophora pistillata, 3368 nucleotides long. RefSeq lists its product as uncharacterized. The record is from RefSeq and is a predicted model, not a curated record. Lineage: Eukaryota; Metazoa; Cnidaria; Anthozoa; Scleractinia; Pocilloporidae. Gene Ontology annotation, molecular function: protein binding.